UUCAACAGCAGCAACAGUUAGUCAGACACCUCGGUAGCUUGAUAGAGGAAUUAGCCGAACCAAUAAAACUCUUUAGACGUUUUGUGGUAUAUUAGCCACUGUGUUGUAAACACAUUUCUGUCGUCUAACGUUAGUUACACCAUUUACUGUCACAUUUACGUUGUUAUUAGUCAGCUAGCUGGCUUGUUAAGCACUAGCCUAGCUAGCUAACAUCCCCGACCAUGAGCUCACUAAGCUACUCCACCCAUGAGGAGGUCUGCUGGACGGAGAAAGAAACGCUCGUGAAAGAGGAGGAGGAAGAGAAAGAUGUUACAAUACAAAAACAAGUAGAGGGUGAGGCUGUUACCGUGAAAGAAGAAGAGAAAGACGUUUCAGUGAAAGAAGAGGAAGCCUCGUUCAGAGUGAAAGAGGAGGAGGAUUUUACAGUAAAAGAAGAAGAGGAGGAAGAGAAAGAUGAGGAUGCAGUUUUUGGAGUGAAAGAGGAGGAGGAGAUGGCUGUCACACUGAAAAAGGAGGAGGAAGAAGAGGAGGAAACUGGAUAUCUGGGCCCGGUUUCCCAAAGCCAUCUUAAGGCAUCCAAUAGUUCUAAUGAUGAACUUAGUCAUAAGAUGCUUUUGGAAAACCGAGCCCUGAUUAACACUAGAGAGAGACGGGACUAUCGUGGAUCCUCUGGGGAGCCUCAACAACAUCAUGAAGCUGACGAGGCAGAGGAGAGUCUCUCCACAUUAGAACACCCCAAGAAACACCUGCGGAGAUGCACAGGAAAGAAAUCUUACCACUGCUCUGACUGUGGGAAGAGUUACUCAAGAUCUGAUUCACUACAACUUCACCAGAGAAUUCACACAGGAGACAAUUCUCACUGCUGCUCUGACUGUGGGAAGAGAUUCACCUCUUCAGCAGACCUUAAAAAACAUUUGAGAAUCCACACAGGAGAGAAACCUUAUAGCUGUGAUCAAUGUGGGAAGAGUUUUACUCGUACAAGUAAUCUGAAAACACACCAGAGAAUACACACCGCAGAGAAACCCUAUUGCUGUGAUCAAUGUGGAAAGAGUUUUUCUUCGUCUAGCCAUCUGACUACACACCAGAGAACACACACAGGAGAGAAACCUCAUCACUGCUCUGACUGUGGAAAGAGUUACUCAAGAUCAGAUUCACUGAAAGUGCACCAGAGAAUUCACACUGGGGAAAACCCUUAUAGCUGUUUUCAAUGUGGGAAGAGUUGUAAUAACACAAACAGCCUGAAAACACACCAGAGAAUUCACACUGGAGAAAAACCUUAUAACUGUGAUCAGUGUGGGAAGAGUUUUAAUGAUACAAGCAGCCUGAAAACACACCAGAGAAUUCACACUGGAGAGAAACCUUAUAGCUGCUCUGACUGUGGGAAGACCUUUUCAAAAUUAUAUACAUUACAAUCGCACCAGAGAAUUCACACUGGAGAGAAACCUUAUAGCUGCUCUGACUGUGGGAAGACCUUUUCAAAAUUAUAUACAUUACAAUCACACCAGAGAAUUCACACUGGAGAGAAACCUUACAGCUGUGAUCAAUGUGGAAAUAGUUUUGUUACAUCUAGCCAUCUGACUAUACACCAGAGAACACACACAGGAGAGAAACCUCAUAGCUGUAGUCAAUGUGGGAAGAGAUACUCUGAUAAAAGAGCUCUGAUUAAACACCAGAAAGUACAUACAUGAAGGAGUUGUUUCAUGAUAUCAAUGAAAUGAUGUCACAAUGUAGAAUAUUUUCACAUUGUAGUAGGAGUAUUUUAAUGAUGUCACAAUAUAGAAUGUUUUAACAUUGUAGUAGGAGAAUUCUAGUGAUGUCACAAUGUAGAAUGUUUUAACAUUGAAGUAGGAGUAUUUUAAUGAUGUCACAAUGUAGAACCUUAAACGUUUGUCCCCUGAUCUAUUGAUUUCAGCAUGAUAUGGAUAUUAGCCUCAUCAGGGGAAAAAUCCUGGUUUUGAAAGAGUCCUAUUUAUGAGAUUUAACAAAAAAUGACUAACAAAAGGAGUCGUUACACUUACCACACUUACCACGUUGGUGACCCACUUGAAUGAAAAUGCAACACUUCAAAAUGUAGCGAGCUGUUUUCUACAAAUUGUCCUCUAACCAGUGAUGUACACAUUAUUCCCAGAUUCUGUGUGGUGUUUGAGCUGUUAGUUUUAACAGGACGUGCAACCUCUUCUCUCCCCUCUCGUGCAAUUUAUUUCCAAAUGAUAUCGAUAUGAGUGAUGACGAUUAAGUGUUGCAUUUCUCUUCGUUCUGGGGACUCCUAAAUUUAAAUGCAUCACUCCAACAUGUAGCUGACUGUCUUCUGCAGGUUGUCCUCUAACCAGUGGAGGUAAAAUAUAUCUCCCAUUUCCAUUUUUAGUUGCGUUAGUUUCAACAGCAAGAAACAAUCUGAUUUCCCCCCUAAUCUAUAUCAGUGAUUCAUUGUUAAUUGACAAAACAAGUGUUUUUGGUGUUUGUGCAGUUAAUAAGGUGUUUAAAAAAAAAUACACAAGUCAUAUGUUUGUGUCGAUAAAACGUUAAAACUGUUUUGACAUUGGGGCUAUCCCACCUAGUGUCAUUGAAAAGAAGACUAUGCCCGACGUUCAAUCUACGUUCGGUUUUGGUUGAACGUUGAAAAAAGUCAUAUGUUUGUGUCGUUAAAACUGUUUUGACACUGGGGCUAUCCCACCUAGUGUCAUUGAAAAGAAGACUAUGCCCGACGUCCAAUCUACGUUCGGUUUCGGUUGAACGUUGAAAAAAACGUAUUUUUUCGAAUCGUUUCAACGAUUCCACUGAAUCAACCUAAUUUUAACGUUCUUGAGGUUUAUGGUUUCCUAGUAUUUACACACACAGUAUUUCUUUACAACAUUCAAUUGCUAGUUAUCUUUAUUAAUUAUUGCCAAAACAUAUUACCAAAGGGGUCUACAUUGGGUUUUGAUAUUUCAUAAUACAUAAAUGUAAUGUAACAUUUAGUAAUCAUAAUUAUUUAUGCAACUAACUUACAAUUUAUUUUUUGUAUAAUUAUAUUGUUUACUAACAAUGUCAUAAAUCAAGCUUAUAGUUUGUGCCAGGAGUCAUUACAUCCUAUUCUUACUUUUUAAUCAAUGGUCUUAGAAUGAUCAUUAGUCUUUCAGGUUUUUUUUGUUAUUCUUUGUUUGUUGUGUAGUAAAUAUUUCAGUUUUUAUUUUCAUUGCUUUAUAAUUUUCCUGUGAAGCCCAUUGUGUUGAAUCCAUGUCUGAAAUGUUCUGUAUAAAUAAAGCUGGAUUUGAUUUGAA
This is a messenger RNA of Oncorhynchus nerka (sockeye salmon), 3260 nucleotides long. Its product is annotated as zinc finger protein 664-like. Bases 222 to 1688 code for a protein of 488 amino acids. The record is from RefSeq and is a predicted model, not a curated record. The transcript is spliced from 2 exons. Gene Ontology annotation, cellular component: nucleus. Lineage: Eukaryota; Metazoa; Chordata; Actinopteri; Salmoniformes; Salmonidae. Gene Ontology annotation, biological process: regulation of transcription by RNA polymerase II. Gene Ontology annotation, molecular function: RNA polymerase II cis-regulatory region sequence-specific DNA binding; DNA-binding transcription factor activity, RNA polymerase II-specific.